AAGCUAAAGUAAUAGAAAAGGUGGAAGCAUGAUGCUAGUAGAUAUAUUAAGUAAGCUAAAAAGGAAGAAUAAUAUUAUAUUUGCUUUGUUGAAAUAUCAUAAAGAUACAGGAAAUUAUAUUAUAAGACUAUUGAUGCUCCACACUCCAGUUCAGUUGGUGGCGGUAAUGCACUAAUAAACUAGUCUGCCAAACGCCAAUAAACAGAAAGAAGAAAGAAUAUUUUCUACUGGACUGAACUGCUUUCAAAACAGUCUCGCAUUUAAAGACUCGCUUUUAACAUAUUGUGAAUGCAGUAGUCAUAUUGUAAAUAUCGCGAUAGGUUUUCGAAGAUGUUAGGGCUGGAUCUGUCCACUAGUGUGGAUGGUGUCGUCGAAACAAUCGAAAAGCUCCCAAUAGACUUGUUUGCAGAAACGCUUCAGUCAAUCCUGGUUCAUCUUCAGGAUCAGAACAGAGCAGUAGAUUUGAUUGAAACCUGUGAUAAAUUUCAAAGAGUUGGGAUAAACCUUGAUCAGAAAGCUGUUCAAGAUAUUAUAAAACUGAUGACAUACUAUUUUAGGUUAGCUGCAAAGAGCAAUCUCAGUUCGGAUGUCUUGGUCAGUAAAUUGACUGAAUGCAGCAGUAAAUGGUCCAAAUCUACGCUACCGGUGGUGCACCAGCUUUGGACUGAACAUAGUGCUCUUCUACAUGCACAUCAGGAGGUCCUGACUAUGGCUAGUAUUGGACAGCUUGUAGAUAUUCAGUGGAAGCUUGGAAUGGCAGUGAGCUCAGAUACCUGUCGGUCCCUCAACUCCCCGUUCAUCUCUGUUCUGAUGAAAAUUGCAGACACAUCAGGAGAGAUGUCAUAUAAAUCUUUUGAGAUGACAGUUCAGCAGUUUCAGAACUUCUACAGGCAGUUCAAGGAAAUGGCCUCUGUUUUAGAGACUGUUUAAUGUUUUUCUGCAUGUUAAUUUUACAGCAGUGAUUGUGAACCAUUUUGUCUAUGACCAAAUAUUGACAUACAAGUACAGUAUUUAACAGUUUAACAACAUAAAAUGUCUUUUGAAUUUUGAACUGAUUCAAAAUUUUUAUUUUAUUCUACUGUUACAGUAGCUACAAGGUUAAAAUUCUUACUUUAUCCUAUUAAUAAUGGUAUUAUGUUAGAAAAUGUCAUUUCAUGUUUGUUUGUUUUUUGUUCUCUGUGGAUAAUCAUAAAUUUCCAUUUCACAUUAUUAUUGAACUUUAUAAUUGUCUUCAGUGCUCCACUUCUAAUUGGUUUUUCCACUUUCAAAUAACAAGUAACACUUAUGAGAUGCUUAAUAACCUGAAUUUCUUUAGAGUGGAAAACACAUUCUUCAUUAUUAAAAAUAUUCAAUGAAUCAA
Molecule: messenger RNA, 1360 nt
Organism: Carassius gibelio (silver crucian carp)
Lineage: Eukaryota; Metazoa; Chordata; Actinopteri; Cypriniformes; Cyprinidae
Product: COMM domain-containing protein 6
Exons: 7
Coding region: 331-930 (199 amino acids)
Molecular function (GO): NF-kappaB binding
Source: RefSeq, a predicted model, not a curated record